Molecule: messenger RNA, 2123 nt
Organism: Sardina pilchardus (European sardine)
Lineage: Eukaryota; Metazoa; Chordata; Actinopteri; Clupeiformes; Clupeidae
Gene: ccdc17
Product: coiled-coil domain containing 17
Exons: 15
Coding region: 1-1947 (648 amino acids)
Source: RefSeq, a predicted model, not a curated record
AUGUGGGAUUCAGAGGAGUUCAGUUGCCGUGACUGCCACAUGGCUUUCCGGUCGGGGGGGCUCCUGGACAAGCACAAAGCUCGCUUCUGCCUGGGGAGUGAUAUCGGAGACCCGGCCGUGCUGCGACGGGGUCGCGUGGAGUUCGCCCAACCCGAGAGGAGCACCUGGAGGGGGCCGGGGCCCUGCCGGACCCGCACCCCUGACCUUAUCAGUCUGAGAGCGGAGCAUCUGAGGCAGAGCAAGGCCGGGGACGAGGGGGGUGACCCCCAGGGCAGCACGACUGACAGCGUUGCUCUGACAAGACUCACCAAUGAGAGUGUUGCAGCGGUCCCGGAGGUGUCUCAGAUGUCUCAGGCGGGCCGUGGGGAGAGGCUGAGAGAGAUGGCGGAGCAGCACGGCCACCAGCUGGCUGAGAUCAGGGCCCACACUGGCCACCUGGAGCAGCAGAAGCAGGAGAUUGAACAGCGAUUGGCUGCAUUUGCUGGACUGAGUGGUACGGCUCAUCUGGAGGGUCUGCUGCAGGAGUUGAGGGAGCAGGAGGAGAGGAAUGAGGAGGCCCUGCAACACCUCAGGACACAGAUCAGCCUUCUGCAGCCACAACAGCAGGGAGCCAAAGACGCGGAUGCUCCCCCAGACUCCCCUGAAGACAGAAGGCCACAGCAUGUUACUUUUGACCUCAUAUCCUCUGUGGAUGGACCGCUCUCCAACCAAAUAAGGUCUCUGAGGUUAGCUUACAUGCAGUCGGGUGGUUCCGAGCCGGAGAUUCUGGCCCAGAUGCACGACCUGCAGGCAGAGGCUCACACGCUGGAGCAGGGCCAGCGUAAAGAAGAGCACAAGAGCAGCAAGAGAAGAGUAAAAGUCCAUCCGCAGGCCGUGGGUUCGGAGCUGACCUCACUGGAGUCGGACAAUCGGCAACUAGAAGAGGAGAUCUUCAGGAUCCAGCUGCUCAGGCAGAGGCAUCGAGGGGAAGAAGUAGCAGGUGCAGAGUUCCAGCUGAUGCAGAGGCAGCAGCUGGCAGGCCUGCAGGGGGAGAUAGAGAGCCUGCGGCGUGAGGUGGCGAGGACCAGGGCGAACCGCCAAGCCCCUCCACCCCCACCACCACCCCUCUUUCCUGGAGGACCAGGAGCUCAGCUACACCCCCCUGCUACUCUGGAGCAGCGUAAGGCACAGACCCCCCUGCUCACUCGACGUCUCCUGAACCUCCAUGAUCCACUGGGGCCUGCUCCAUAUGACCCUGCAGGUGGCUUUGUGAUUUUCUAUGAUAUGGUGGUUGGUGUGAAUGCCACCCUCACAGCGCUGCGUCUGGUGGUAGGGCUCUUCUGUCUGGGCCAGGAGCUGGGUCACCCCACCCCCCUGCCCCCUGUGCAGUGCCAACCUGCUGGGUCUCUGCCUUACCCCUACAGCAUGCCCGCUGGCAACUAUGCCAUCCUGUCUGCCAAGCAGCCAGUGCCCAGGAUCCAGCCGUCCCCGUCACUUUCCUUGCUGGUGGAGGUUCAGGCAGCUGGAGGUGUGGACCCGUAUGGCCAGGACCUGGUGUCCCAUGGGUGGACACGGCUGCAGCUCUUUGACCAGCACAACCAGGUGCUGAGUGGCCACUGGAGGGUGCCCAUUAGGAUCCUACCUGUGAAACCAUCCCUGUCAUCUGGACAGCUCAACUCCGUGUCUCAGCUCGGUAAUAUGGAGUUAUGCCUGAGAGUGACAAAUGCGCGUGAUGGUGAGGUUCAGUCUCUUGCUAGAAUUGAUCCAAGUGACACCAGCCACUACAAGUACCCUGCCUUGGCCCCUGGAGCAUAUGGAGGGAGUGCACCACUUCAUCUGACAGCACUGCAGCUUUCCUCCAAUUCUGCUCUCUCUGCUCCUUCCUCUAUCGAUCAGGCGGACCCUCCCGCUGGGGAGGUGUCCAGUCAGAGCGCUGGCUGUUGCAUUUGUCGGACUGCAGUGAUCUAGAAUCUGUGCGAGAGAAGGAGAGGAAGAUGGACGGGUUUGGAGUCAUCAUAGACAGGGUGAAGGGGGCCGCACCAGGACAAGGCAGUGUCAGACUGACCGGCUACAGUCUCACCUCUGGACAGGUCAUCAUGUGCGGACUAUCUGCAGUGCACUGCUCCACCUCCACAGUGUCUUCC